Messenger RNA from Megalops cyprinoides (Indo-Pacific tarpon), 1882 nucleotides. RefSeq names its product copine-3-like. Gene Ontology annotation, cellular component: plasma membrane. Bases 19 to 1623 code for a protein of 534 amino acids. Gene Ontology annotation, molecular function: calcium-dependent phospholipid binding; receptor tyrosine kinase binding. The transcript is spliced from 15 exons. Gene Ontology annotation, biological process: cellular response to calcium ion; ERBB2 signaling pathway. NCBI's taxonomy places the organism in Eukaryota, Metazoa, Chordata, Actinopteri, Elopiformes, Megalopidae. The record is from RefSeq and is a predicted model, not a curated record.
GGUUCCAGGUUGGCCCCAAUGGCAGACUGGUGUGUGACCAAGGUGGAGCUGACGGUGUCCUGUGAGAACCUGCGAGACAGGGACGUGGGCUCCAAAUCUGACCCCCUGUGUGUUCUCUUUGAGAACCCUGGAGGCCAGUGGUUGGAGAUGGACCGCACCGAGAGGGUGCAGAACUGCCUGAGCCCACAGUUUUCCAAGAGGUUCGUUAUCGACUAUUACUUUGAGAUGGUGCAGAAGCUGAAAUUCGGAAUCUAUGACGUUGACAACAAGACAAAGGACCUCGGUGAUGACGACUUCCUGGGCGAGAUGGAGUGCACGCUGGGUCAGCUUGUGUCCAGCAGGAGGCAGACUCGUCCUCUUCUUCUGAAGAACAACAGACCAGCAGGAGAAGGCACCAUCACAGUCAGCGCAGAGGAAAUCAAAGACAACAGGGUGGUGAGCAUUGAGGUGGAGGCCAGGAAACUCGACAACAAAGAUUUCUUUGGAAAGUCCGACCCAUUCCUGGAGUUCCACAGAAAGACUGAGUCUGGAUGGCAGCUGGCCCACAGAACAGAGAUGAUCCAAAACAACCUGGAUCCCGUCUGGAGCCCCUUUUGUGUUCCUCUGCAGACCCUGUGCGGGGGUAACAUGGAACAGCCCAUCAAGGUAGAGUGCUACGACUUUGACAAUGGCGGAUCCCAUGAACUCAUAGGGUCAUUCGAGACGGAUCUGAUCCGCCUCCAGCAGGCUUCAUGGGCUUCACCAGCAGAGUUUGAGUGUGUGAACGAGGAAAAGAAAGAGAAGAAAAAGAACUACGAGAACUCGGGCAUUGUGAGUUUCAGGCUCUGCCAGGUUGUGAAGGAGUACAGCUUCCUUGACUACGUCAUGGGUGGAUGCCAAAUCAACUUCACUGUGGGUGUGGACUUCACAGGGUCCAAUGGUGACCCCAGCAGCCCAGAGUCCUUGCACUACAUCAGCCCUGAUGGCUUCAAUGAGUACCUGGUGGCAAUCUGGUCUGUGGGGAUGGUCAUCCAAGACUACGAUAGCGACAGAAUGUUUCCGGCGUUUGGAUUUGGUGCUCAGAUUCCCCCAUCGUGGGAGGUCUCGCACGAGUUCCCUCUCAACUUCAAUCCCAGCUACCCCUUCUGCGCAGGUGUAGAGGGGGUGCUGGAGGCCUACAGGAUGUGUCUGCCUCAGGUACAGCUGUACGGGCCCACGAACUUUGCCCCCAUCAUCAACCAUGUGGCGAGCUUUGGCUUCCAGGCGGCCCAGCAGAACACGGCCUCGCAAUACUUCGUCCUCCUCAUCCUCACUGACGGCAUGAUCACGGACCUGGACGAGACCCGCGCCGCCAUCGUCAACGCCUCCCGGCUGCCAAUGUCCAUCAUCAUCGUCGGCGUGGGCGGGGCCGACUUCAGCGGCAUGGAGUUCCUGGACGGGGAUGACGGGCCCCUGCAGGCGCCCACGGGCGAGGCCGUCGCCAGAGACAUCGUGCAGUUCGUGCCGUUCCGCGACUUCCAGGACGUCCCCAUGGAGGCUCUGGCACAGGCCGUGCUGGCUGAGGUCCCUGCCCAGGUGGUGUCCUAUUUCCGCAUGGUGGGGCUGAGCCCGCCCAACGACCCCAGCCCUGUCCUGUCGACAUAACAGCCUCUUCACCCCUGACCACGCCCAAUGACCACACACCCACCAACACUACAAACAAGCCUCUUCACCCCUGACCACGCCCUACGACCUCAGACCCACCCUCCCUUUAGGCCAACCCCUACAUCCCUGAUCACAGACAGCUGUGGAGGUGUCCUUAACUAUUGAACAGGGAAAAGGAUUUUCUAAAAAAUGCUUUAAACUGGGAGUAAUCUGUCUCCUCUCUUGAUACACCAACCAAAGGAUUGUUUUGUCAUGUUUU